Petromyzon marinus (sea lamprey) is the source of this 1571-nucleotide messenger RNA. RefSeq names its product dolichyl-diphosphooligosaccharide--protein glycosyltransferase subunit TUSC3-like. The record is from RefSeq and is a predicted model, not a curated record. Gene Ontology annotation, cellular component: oligosaccharyltransferase complex. NCBI's taxonomy places the organism in Eukaryota, Metazoa, Chordata, Hyperoartia, Petromyzontiformes, Petromyzontidae.
GAGAGCCGCGCACGGUGCGAAAAGCGACCCUCCCUACCCAAGAUGGCGGCUGCACGCUCCGGGCUGCUGGUGCCGCGGCUGCUGCUGGCGCUCGUCGUCGUCUGCAUCCUCUGUUCCCUCUCGACCCCGGGCGCCGCGCAAAAGACGAAAGAGGUGCUGAUGUCAGAGAAGGUGCAGCAGCUGAUGGAGUGGACGGUGCGACGCUCGGUCAUCCGCCUCAACGGGGACAAGUUCCGGCGCUACGUGAAGGCGCCGCCACGCAACUACUCGGUGGUCAUCAUGUUCACUGCCCUGGAGCCACAGAGGCAGUGCGGAGUGUGCAAGCACGCCAACGAGGAGUUCCAGAUCCUGGCAAACUCGUGGCGCUACUCGGGGUCCUACUCCAGCCGGCUCUACUUCGCCAUGGUGGACUUUGACGAGGGGUCGGAUGUCUUCCAGCAGCUCAACAUGAACUCGGCCCCCACCUUCAUGCACUUUCCGGCCAAGGGCCGCCCCAAGCGUGCCGACACUUUUGACCUCCAGCGCAACGGCAUCAUGGCCGAGCAGCUGGCCAAGUGGAUCAGCGACCGCAGCGAGGUCACGAUCCGCGUGUUCCGUCCCCCUAAUUACUCCGGAGCAGUCGCCCUGAUGCUGCUCAUGUCGCUGGUCGGGGGACUGCUCUUCCUGAGACGCAACAACCUGGACUUCCUGUACAACAAGACCGGCUGGGCCGUCGCGGCACUGUGUGUCGUGUUCGCCAUGACCUCCGGGCAGAUGUGGAACCACAUCCGGGGACCUCCAUACGCCCACAAGAACCCCCAGACGGGACAGGUGGCAUACAUCCACGGCAGCAGCCAGGCGCAGUUCGUGGCAGAGACCCACAUCGUGAUCCUUCUCAACGUGGCGAUCACCCUGGGAGUCGUCCUCCUGCACGACUCGGCCGCUCCAGACGGGGACAUCGGCAAACGCAAAAUCCUGUGUCUCGUAGGCCUGGGUCUCGUCGUUUUCUUCUUCAGCUUCCUCCUCUCCAUCUUCCGUUCCAAGUACCACGGGUACCCAUACAGCUUUCUUAUAAAGUGAAUAUGGCAUUGGCGAAUGGAGGAAAGACGAUUGCAGUAGCAUCGUCAACAUCGUCAUCAUCGUCAACAUCUUCGUUAUCAUCACCGCUAAUAUUGUCAACAAUCAUAAAAACGUCACGCUCAUCAACAUCAUCAUCGCCGUCACCUUGCGACGGUCAUCAUCUUCGUCAUCAUUAACAUCCCUGUCAUUGGCGACCUCAUCGUCAACCUCAUCAUCACCGCGCGCUCCCCAUCACUGGAGGGGAAAACUGAACCGGAAUGCUUUUUGGAAAGAUCGUCAAUGUGAUUCUCUAUUUUCUUGAAAAAACAGCAGUCACCUCCGUCAUCACCUCCGUCAUCAUCUCCGUCAUCAUCUCUGUCAUCAUCAUCUCCAUCAUCAUCAUCUCCAUCCCCGUAGUCGUCACGGUUCGAGUGAACAGAGCGUGUAAUGUUUUAUAAUUAUUUCCUUGGUUUUCUUUGUAUGAGUUGUGCAACAAAAUAAAUGAGCAGAUGAUCUGCCUACUCCCUCCCAUA